AUGCCACCACGAGUACAGAAUCAGCUCGUGACCAACUCUCUUCUCCCCUACCUCUCUUCCUCCUCCACCUCUACAUCCACAAUCUCCAAGAUCCCUACCCAAUGUUCUUCCUCAUCAAUUCCAUCCACAUCUCGGCGGACGUGCCGUCCCUUCUCUUCAACCGUGGCUUCUCAAACGAGACUGCGCAACGAGAUGUUCACUUGGCUGAACAGUGAAGGCGCCGCUCUGAAAAACCAUGUCCCCGGGUCAACGAACUAUCUCACACAAUUCAAGGAGAGAGAUGAUCAACCUGCCGGACGGACCCGCCCGUUCCCAUUAAACCAGAACUUUGUCAGCGAGUCUAUCUUGAGUGAAGAGCUGCGGAACGAGAUCUACGACCGCGUCGUAAAUCAGAAGAAGAGUGUCAGAGCUGUCAGUGUAGAUCUGGGCGUCGACAUGCGGAGAGUCGGUGCUGUUGUGAGCCUGCCAUACGCUCGGGCUAUCCAUGAAAUGGUACCCACCACACCCCUAUACGAAGACACUCGCGACAACCGCAGCCGCCCUCACGAGUCAAUCAAUGACCUUCCCGUCCACAAACUGACCGACCCCCAAAUCUUCUAUCCUGCAUCCGAAUCCCGCCAAUUCAACCGUCUCGACGCUGGUCGUGUCUUCUCCGCUGCCCCAGCUCUCGAAAACAAGCAAGUCACUAACGACGCUACUGACCCGGCAGAAGCCAUCAGCCGCAUAACGCAAAACCCUUCCCAUAUUGAGAAGGUUGGCAAAGGCGAGGCCGAACAGCAAGUUCUCCAGCCCGCAGACGCCCGUAUCCCGCACCCCCACCUUGUCGCUCACGAGCGCUUCCGUCAGGCUAAACCAACCGAAUUCCGCGAGAUCUUCAAGGCAUACAACCAACGUCUCCGCCAGGAGGAGACCGCAGAGAAGGAGCGCAAGCGCCUCGCCAAGGAGCGCCAGGAACAGCAACAAACAAAGGUCCAGCCCGAGUCUUCGCGCUUUGAAUUCCGCUUCAAGGACGUCGUUGUCAGCAAGGAGACAACCGGCGCAGACGGUCGUGGCUCCAAGGCCCCCGGUCUCAGAUACGGUGUCCCCAGCUACGAGCGGAAGAAGGGCCAGGUCAAGAUCCCCACACGCGUGGAGGUCUAA
This is a messenger RNA of Aspergillus nomiae NRRL 13137, 1140 nucleotides long. Its product is annotated as mitochondrial 37S ribosomal protein mS45. The record is from RefSeq and is a predicted model, not a curated record. Bases 1 to 1140 code for a protein of 379 amino acids. Gene Ontology annotation, cellular component: mitochondrial small ribosomal subunit. NCBI's taxonomy places the organism in Eukaryota, Fungi, Ascomycota, Eurotiomycetes, Eurotiales, Aspergillaceae. Gene Ontology annotation, molecular function: structural constituent of ribosome. Gene Ontology annotation, biological process: mitochondrial translation. The transcript is spliced from 2 exons.